AUGAGAAUUUCUGGCUUUUCCAUUUUUUCCAUUUUACUUUUAAAUUUAUUUUUUUACAAAAAUGUUGCUCAAGGCAACAUUGUGACCCAUGAGGCAUCUCCCAGUUUUAGGAAUGGCAACUCAAAUAAUAAAAGUAGUGAACAUAGUAGGAAGAAAUUAAAGAAACGAAAUGAAAAACAUAAGAAUGUUCGUACUUCCACUAGGUCUAAUCAAGAAAUGGUACUCGGUUCCACAGGCACACAGAGCUUAGGAAGUUCAAAUCAAGCAGCUCAAAAUAAUGCGAUACAAGGACAAAGUAAUGAUUCUACAAGUCAAAGCGCAACACCCAGUUUAACUGGCAUGUUUGCGCGAUUAUUUUUAAAUACAAUAGUAAAACCAGCAGUAAAUUUUGUCAUUGGAGGAGAAGCAGUAUUUCCACCUCCUUCAGCCGCACAAUCGACACCAGCUGCUCCUGCGCCGGUUAGCGCAGAAGCACAAACCACAGUUACUAACAAUAGACGAUUCAGGAUAGAACUUGAUAGCCAGUCCCAAACCUCCAUGCAUGACGUAACGGAAGAAGUUCAUGAAGAACAAUAUGAUAGUGAAUCUGAAGAUGAUGAUGAAGAAAGUGAUGAUGAAAGUGAAAGCGAAAGUGAUGACGAUGACGAAGAACUUCAUGAAGAUAGUGAUGAGGAAACUCCAUACAAUGGUGAAGGAGGUGCAAUAAAUUAUAUUUCCAAAGAAGGUUUGAAUCCUUUAUUAAAUGAUGAAAUAAUACAUAUGACGCAUGUACAUGAGUAUACAGAUGUUGACGAAAAAAAAGAAAAAAUUGAAGAUUUCGUGCAAUAUAUGAAAGAUUCGUUGGACGAAAAUGAAGAAUUUGUUCAUAUACUUAAUAAUAUUUCAGAUGACAUGACUAUGUAUCUACAAGAAUGA
Messenger RNA from Plasmodium gonderi, 915 nucleotides. RefSeq lists its product as hypothetical. Bases 1 to 915 code for a protein of 304 amino acids. Lineage: Eukaryota; Apicomplexa; Aconoidasida; Haemosporida; Plasmodiidae. The transcript has a single exon. The record is from RefSeq and is a predicted model, not a curated record.